Molecule: messenger RNA, 705 nt
Organism: Botrytis fragariae
Lineage: Eukaryota; Fungi; Ascomycota; Leotiomycetes; Helotiales; Sclerotiniaceae
Product: putative cytochrome b-c1 complex subunit rieske protein
Exons: 4
Coding region: 1-684 (227 amino acids)
Biological process (GO): mitochondrial electron transport, ubiquinol to cytochrome c
Cellular component (GO): membrane
Molecular function (GO): quinol-cytochrome-c reductase activity; 2 iron, 2 sulfur cluster binding
Source: RefSeq, a predicted model, not a curated record
AUGGCAUCACUAUUCACAUCCCGCGCACUCCUGCGCAGUGCCCCUCGCACAUUCUCUGCCGCAACUCCCGCCAUCCGCGCCCUCUCUACCACACCAGUUCGUCCCGAUGCCUCCGCUUCCACCACGGAUAGAUUCAGCAACAUUCCAGAUUUCAGCAAAUACAGAAGUAAGAAGAGUGGUGGAAGUAAUUUGGUUUAUCAAUACUUUAUGGUGGGAGCUAUGGGUGCUUUGACAGCCGCGGGGGCAAAGGCUACUGUUCAAGAUUUCCUUGUCAACAUGUCCGCAUCCGCAGAUGUUUUGGCCAUGGCCAAGGUUGAGGUUGAUUUGAAUGCUAUUCCUGAGGGCAAGAACGUCAUUAUUAAGUGGCGUGGAAAGCCCGUCUUCAUCAGACACAGAACUGCCGAUGAGAUCAAGGAGGCCGAGAACGUCAAAGUCGAGACUUUGAGAGAUCCACAAUCCGACGCCGACCGUGUCAAGAAGCCAGAAUGGUUGGUUAUGGUUGGUGUCUGCACACAUCUUGGAUGUGUCCCAAUUGGUGAAGCUGGUGAUUUCGGAGGAUGGUUCUGCCCAUGUCACGGUUCCCAUUACGAUAUUUCCGGCCGUAUAAGAAAGGGACCUGCUCCAUUGAACUUGGAGGUCCCAGAAUAUGAUUUCGCUGAAGAAUCUUCUUUGGUCAUUGGUUAAAUUAGAGGAUUGGGUGGAGAG